This is a messenger RNA of Microtus oregoni (creeping vole), 4738 nucleotides long. RefSeq names its product glutaminase kidney isoform, mitochondrial-like. Gene Ontology annotation, molecular function: protein binding; glutaminase activity. The coding region runs from base 8 to 2305 and encodes 765 amino acids. Gene Ontology annotation, biological process: L-glutamine catabolic process. The record is from RefSeq and is a predicted model, not a curated record. The transcript has 18 exons. NCBI's taxonomy places the organism in Eukaryota, Metazoa, Chordata, Mammalia, Rodentia, Cricetidae.
GCGCGGAAUGUCUCCGGCCCUCCCCUGCGCGUCCGCCUCAGUGCGGAGCUCGCGGCGGCCGGAGGAGCGGCGAGGACCGGGAGGCUCGGAGGCGGCGACCGGGAGGCUCGGAAGCAGCGGCGGCGGCGGCGGCGGAGCAGGGGCCACACCCCGCCGCGGACCUUUUCUCUUCCCAGUCCUCUCUCCUCCGCGCGCCAGGCCGUUCCGGGAGGAGCGCGGCCGCCCACGCCAGGAGCAUCCUCUUCUGACCCAGCGGGCGCCGGCGGCAAUGAUGCGGCUGCAAGGCUCGGCGAUGCUGCGCGAGCUGCUCCGGCGGCCGCCCGCCGCCGUCGGAGCCUCCCUGCGGCGCGCGCAGCCCCUCGGCACCCUGUGCCGGCGUCCCCGGAGCGGGAACCGGCCGGCCGCGGGCCUGGUGGCCGCCGCGCGGCUCCACCCGUGGUGGGGCGGGGGCGGCCGCGCCAAGGGCCCCGGCGCCGGCGGCCUGUCCAGCUCGCCCUCGGAGAUCCUGCAGGAGCUGGGCAAGGGAGGCGCGGCGCCCCAGCAGCAGCAACAGCAGCAGCAGCAGCAACCCGGGGCGUCGCCUCCCGCAGCCGCGCCGGCACCGGGCCCCAAGGACAGCCCCGGGGAGACGGACCCCUUCGGUAACAGCGAGGGCAAGGAGAUGGUGGCCGCGGGCGACAAUAAAAUAAAGCAGGGUCUGUUACCUAGCUUGGAAGAUUUGCUGUUCUAUACAAUUGCUGAAGGACAAGAAAAGAUACCUGUUCACAAGUUUAUCACAGCACUCAAAUCUACAGGAUUGCGAACGUCUGACCCCAGGUUGAAAGAGUGUAUGGAUAUGUUAAGAUUAACUCUUCAGACAACGUCAGAUGGUGUCAUGCUAGACAAAGAUCUUUUUAAAAAGUGCGUUCAGAGCAACAUCGUCUUGUUGACACAAGCCUUUAGAAGGAAGUUUGUCAUUCCUGACUUUAUGUCCUUCACCUCACACAUUGAUGAGUUGUAUGAGAGCGCCAAAAAGCAGUCUGGAGGGAAGGUUGCUGAUUAUAUUCCUCAGCUGGCCAAGUUCAGUCCUGAUUUGUGGGGUGUAUCUGUCUGUACAGUAGAUGGGCAAAGGCAUUCUAUUGGAGAUACCAAAGUCCCCUUUUGUCUCCAGUCCUGUGUGAAGCCCCUGAAAUACGCCAUUGCAGUUAAUGAUCUGGGAACUGAGUAUGUGCAUCGCUAUGUUGGGAAAGAGCCAAGUGGAUUGAGAUUCAACAAACUAUUUCUGAAUGAAGAUGAUAAACCACACAACCCUAUGGUAAAUGCUGGGGCCAUCGUUGUCACUUCACUGAUAAAGCAAGGAGUAAAUAAUGCUGAGAAGUUUGACUAUGUGAUGCAGUUUUUGAAUAAGAUGGCUGGUAAUGAAUAUGUUGGAUUCAGUAAUGCAACGUUUCAGUCUGAACGAGAAAGUGGAGACCGAAAUUUUGCAAUUGGAUAUUACUUAAAAGAAAAGAAGUGUUUUCCGGAAGGCACAGACAUGGUUGGGAUACUAGAUUUUUAUUUCCAGCUGUGCUCCAUUGAAGUGACCUGUGAGUCAGCCAGUGUGAUGGCCGCAACACUGGCUAACGGCGGGUUCUGCCCGAUUACCGGCGAAAGAGUCCUCAGUCCUGAGGCCGUUCGGAAUACACUGAGUCUGAUGCAUUCCUGCGGCAUGUAUGAUUUCUCAGGGCAGUUUGCAUUCCAUGUUGGUCUUCCUGCAAAAUCUGGAGUUGCUGGAGGUAUUCUGUUAGUUGUCCCCAAUGUCAUGGGCAUGAUGUGCUGGUCUCCGCCUCUGGACAAGAUGGGCAACAGUGUUAAGGGAAUUCACUUCUGUCAUGAUCUUGUUUCUCUGUGUAACUUCCAUAACUAUGAUAAUCUGAGACACUUUGCAAAGAAACUCGACCCUCGGAGGGAAGGUGGUGAUCAGAGGGUAAAGUCGGUAAUAAACCUUCUGUUCGCCGCGUACACUGGAGAUGUGUCUGCCCUCCGGAGGUUUGCCCUUUCGGCCAUGGACAUGGAGCAGCGGGACUACGACUCCAGAACAGCCCUCCACGUGGCUGCCGCCGAGGGUCAUGUGGAAGUGGUUAAAUUUUUGCUGGAAGCUUGCAAGGUGAACCCCUUCCCCAAGGACAGGUGGAACAACACCCCCAUGGACGAAGCGCUGCACUUCGGACACCACGACGUCUUUAAAAUCCUCCAGGAAUACCAAGUCCAGUACACACCCCAAGGGGACUCUGACAACGGGAAGGAAAAUCAGACUGUCCACAAGAACCUCGAUGGGCUGUUGUAAUGGUCCGAGAGGCUUGGGUUACUUACCUAUCCGAUUGUGGAACAUGGCUAUGAAGAACAUGUAUAUUUCUGUCUGGCAGUGAUGUGCACUGUGCGUUUGUCCUGUCAGUGUUACUGGAGUUUCCUUCCUUGUGCGCACAGGACAAAAUCUGAUGUCUUUGGGGAAAAUAGAAAUAAAAGAACCUCCCUUCAUAAUGUGAGCAAUAGUUACCUCUUGCGUUGCACAAUUUGAUGUCCAGGAAUAGUUAGUUACCAAUGCUAGCUGACGUGUGUGGCCCUCAUGAGUUGUGUGUGUUGUAAACUUUCAAUCCCCGGGUGAUGAUAUCCUCAUAGGCAUUUAUGAGCUAAGCUUCGUUGUACAGUUUACCCGUGGGGUUGAUGCUGUCAUUAGAUAAACCAGUGUGGUUUUCAAGACUUUAAAUAUAGAUUAGCUUGAGUGUUCGAACAACUAUACGCACAUGGUUGAGUAUUUAAAAUGUGUCCUCUCACCCUCGCGUCAAGGUGACUCCUUCAACACUAAAAUAGUUGCUAGCCAUUCAUAGAACUCACCAAUUCUGAUUAGGUUUUAUCAGGGACUCUGUGACGAUACGUUUGGUGACCAAAACAUACGCGUGGAUAUAGUUCUAGUACCUUUGAGACCUUUCCUUUCAUACGGUCCUCAGGCCAGCCUCUCUGAGGCCUUGGGAAAGUGAGUGCCGGCAUGCUCUGCAGUCUCGUGUGUCCUCGGCAAGUCAGCAGUGCUCACAUUCCUAGCCCAGAGACAGAGCCUGGCCGUUAUCUACAGAAGAGGAACCAAGAUUCAGGCGUCUAACUUAGCUUAAGAGGAAAGACAGUGCUACCGCAGACUUGGACGUUUCUUUCAGCUUCUACAACAGAGAAAAGUUCAGACAUGCUCUCCGUUACCAAAGUUGCAGGGACACGCGUAGGGACAGCCGCAGAAGACAUUUCCCUUCAGUCCUACUGGCAACGGUCUGCAUAGGCUAGCUGUCCCUUCCCGAGGCCUGGGGGUCACUCUGCACUGCCCCCCCCCCAUUCCUAACACUCGGGCAGACUCGACCAGUCAGGAAAGAUGACGUCUUUGUAAAUUUAGACUCCCCAUGUCUUUGUUUUGGAAAAGUGAUUUCUGAGUAACUUAGACAACAGGUCAAAGGAACCUUAGCGAGAACCCAGUUUUCUAGCAGUUGCACAUAGUGGACCCUAUUCUACUUCCGAGACACGAGGGCUCUGUUAGUGAGGACUUCUGGUGAUGGAGCACAUGUGUGCAUACGCAUGCACACACAAUGCACUUCUUGGAAAUUGCCCGCGGAAGAUGCCCGCGGAAGAUGCAGAAUUCUCAACUACACAGAUGCAGUGGUAACCACAUUAACACAGAGUCUCUGACCCUCGCUAUCAACACAGAACUGCACCCGAGUUUCCUGACGCCUGGCGGCACAGUAUCCAGUAGCCGCCAGCUGCUGUGGUCCGUUUUCAGCUGUCCCCUGCCAUUCCCUAGCCAGCGCCCCCCUGGAUGAAACCCUUAACGAGUGCCCCUUCCCUGAGCCAGGCACCCCCACCAUGGAUCUAAGUUCCAGGAGCUGUGGGAGGAUGGUGGGCAGGCAUCCAGCUCUGCCACUGUGUUCUGCUUCCACAAGCCUCUCGAGACAGGCGGACAAGCGGCACUACACUUUGCUCGGAGCCAUCAGUCCCAAAGUUAAGGCGUGACCGCGGUUUAGUUUGAAUCCACUGAGCUCACGCUAUUCCAGAAGCAACUGGCUUUGCGUGGUUCAAUGCGUGACUUAGCUAUCACCAGUGACUCCGGGGCUUCUCUGAAUGUUAUUCUGUAUAUUAUUUGAAAACAGAAGUUGUAUCUUUUCUAAGAUCAGUGCCGUUUUGUACAGUCUUUGUGGCCUGGUUAAAUAGGCUCUUUCCCCUCACGGUGUUAUGACUAUGUGCCAGGUCUUGCUCCGGCUCUCUGCUAGUGGCUGAUAUUAAGGAGAACACUUUUGUUUAAAUGCUUGAAUGAGCUGUUACUGCUGCCAUCAGUAAACUCCAAAGAUCUUAUUUUUUUGUUUUGUUUUGUUUUGGCUUUACGAUCUUGUGUAAUUUUUCUGUAUCAUGGGAACAUUACAUGGUCAUGUUGGUUUGAAGCUCUGUUUACGCUGCUGUUUCUGCUGUCCCUGUUGUAAUACCCAUGCCUGGGGAUACACGGCGCUUUAGCUGCACAGCUGGAUUUGCUCUUGAUCCUGCUGUCUGUCAGGGACUAGGUGACCUGAUGUGGGAUUUAGGUCCCUCCUGGGGAGUCCAAAGCUUUGAAUGUAUCUACUUCUGACGUUUCCCAAAAUGAAAUCUUAAAACUAUAAACUGUAAGUAUUCUGAAAAUUGGGAAAUAUUUAUUUUAAAUGAGAUCAGGUAGUGUUGCCUUUUAUAGCCUAAUAAAUACAUGUAUUGAAAACAA